This is a messenger RNA of Mustela erminea (ermine), 822 nucleotides long. RefSeq lists its product as uncharacterized. The record is from RefSeq and is a predicted model, not a curated record. The coding region runs from base 1 to 822 and encodes 273 amino acids. The transcript has 4 exons. NCBI's taxonomy places the organism in Eukaryota, Metazoa, Chordata, Mammalia, Carnivora, Mustelidae.
AUGACAAAGUGCGGACACCCGAUCGGCAUAGCGCACUACAGCCCAGAACUCCUGGGCUCAAGCGAUCCUCCUGCCUCAGCCUCCCGAGUAGCUGGGACUACAGGCGCGCGCCACCGCGUCCGGCGAGGAUCCUGGGCUUGGGAGGAUUCUCCAGUCCUCCCGCGGCUGUCGUCAGAAUUCCCACCAGCAGAAGGCGACUCUACCUUGAACGGACGCGCUUGCCAUUUCGGAAGAAAGAGGGAAUUCAAGCUGGAUGGACCGCAGCCGGGAGAACGUGGGAACCGGGACGCAUUUUUGGUAGUGUUGUCGCGAGGCGAUCUUCUCCAACGGGCGGCGAGUAAACGAGCAGCCCCUGUUGGCUGCGAGGGUGAUAGCAGCCCUUCGCCAAGAACUUUUGGCGAUGGUCCGGUAGGGGUCAGCGAUGAGGCGGCUCUGGACCGCCGAAUAUCCGAAGGACUACUUCUGGAGAGAGGAGGCAAAAGAGACGGGGUCUCGCUAUGUUGCCCAGGCUGGAGUGCAGUGGCUAUUCACAGGCGCGAUCCCACUACUGAUCAGCACGGGAGUUUUGACCUGCUCCGUUUCCGACCUGGGCCGGUUCACCCCUCCUUAGGCAACCUGGUGGUCCCCCGCUCCCGGGAGGUCACCAUAUUGAUGCCGAACUUAGUGCGGACACCCGAUCGGCAUAGCGCACUACAGCCCAGAACUCCUGGGCUCAAGCGAUCCUCCUGCCUCAGCCUCCCGAGUAGCUGGGACUACAGGCGCGCGCCACCGCGCCCGGCGCUCAGAAAGCUUGCAAAGGAGAUACUAGAAGCUGUGGUGUGA